Caenorhabditis sp. 36 PRJEB53466 is the source of this 846-nucleotide messenger RNA. NCBI's taxonomy places the organism in Eukaryota, Metazoa, Nematoda, Chromadorea, Rhabditida, Rhabditidae. The record is from the annotation of a GenBank genome assembly.
AUGCUCUUCCUUUUCUCUUUCCUUUUGGUGCCGUUCACCAGCGCCAUCAUCAGCGGCGACUACAAUUGCACCAGCUACAACGGAACAUCGGUCAGACUGUCUCUCACGUCGUUCGCAUCAAUUUCAACGUGUUUCAGUUCGUGUACACCCCAGCUGCGGUCGCCUGCUCGAACACCAUCUCGGAUGCCGCUUGCGAAGUUCUCUAUGUUGCCCCGGAUACCACAGUCGGAUACCCGGCGGCUGGAGGAGAUGCGGAGAGGCCGUUGGCGUGCUACACCACCGCCACCGCCACUCCUGCUUCCAUCGUACAGGAUAUGAAGACCGCUGCUCUUGAGACUUGCGCCAAGACUUGCGGAUUGUGCUGUCAGACCGACGCCUACUCCUGCUCCAAUGUCGCUUGUAAGAUCUCUAGGCCAAGUAACCAUCACCCAUUUCAUAUUUCCAGAUCCUCGUCUCAACUGCGCCACAAUCACUUCCUCCCAAUGUAACUCUGUCACGUGGCGUACGAUCAUUGCCACCGACUGCCCAGCCGCGUGUGGACUCUGUAACGAGGGAGGAUGCGUCGACGCGGUCACCAACUGCGCCAACGACGUCUCCAUUUGCACCACCGUCGGAAUGCAAGACUUUGUGAACACGUACUGCCAGAGAACGUGCGGAAGAUGUCCGUCCUCGACGACUGCCUCUUCCUCCAGCUCCACCGCCUCUUCCUCCUCGUCCUGCACCUCCUACACCGCCGACUCGAGUACCGCUUGCGCUGCUUGGGCCGCCAACGGCUUCUGCACCAACACCUUCUACACAACGGCUCAGCGCAAGGCCCGAUGUGCCACCACUUGCAAACUCUGCUAA